CUCGAACAAACAGGCUCUCUGUGUGCUUCCAUGGCGCCACGCGUGACUUGCCACAGCGCGGGCGCAGCCGAACUGGAGUCGCUGUUCCAAAAAGGAAAACCCACCGUGGGGUAAUAGACAGCGAUCAUCCAGCCUAUCGUGGCGUCCUUCAGCGGGAAGUGUGGAUGCCCAAGAGCUGGGGGAAAGGACGGGGGGGGCUUCCUGGCGCUAACGUUACUUGGACUGCAACACGGCGCCUUUGUUACACUUUGGAAUAGUGAGUUUACGGCGCAAGGUAGCAGCUUUUCUCAGCCGAGAUGCUAGGGUACGCGCCAAGUGCGGGCACCAACCAGGAUAAGGAAGAAGGACGCUGGUGGUGGUGGUGAGUUGGCAUUUAAGCUUCGCGGCGCCUCCUCCCUCGUCCGCAGCCUCGUUUGCAAUUCGCAGUAGAUCGACUGGUUUUGGUUGCUGAAAGUAUUGUACAGGGAUCUGCAGAGGUCAAUUCGACAUUUGGUGCUUUAUAGAAACCCAACAUCAGCUUCACGACUCGCAUGAGCAGUAUUACCUGAGCUACCAACAACAGCAUAACCAGAAGUAGCAACAACAGCAGAAGAAGCAAUGGCAGCGGCAGCAGCCGAAACGCCGGCUACGGGAGACAAUCCCCCAGCGACCAAGAUAACGUCCGCGGGAGAGCAGAGCAAAGCCGAGGUCACCGCGGUGGAAGAUGUCGACACCAUCCUCGAUGAGAAGCAGGAGCUUCACCAGGCGCAGCAUGAUCUCGAUGUCACAGCCGACGAUUUAUUGGAAGCCAAAGAGUUUGCUGCCAGCAUCACCCUCGACGAGCUGCACGCGAUCAUGACGCGUGUGUACAAGAUUCACCGACGAGAUCCCAACUUCCCAGCUACCGUUCUCGCCAAGAUUCAGCAGCUGCUCGAAACGGAAAGCGUCUUUCAACACCCCGAACUCCACGAACACCUCAUCGAGGAGAUGAAGAUUGAAGCCGCCCUCAUCACCAACAACUCGCCAUACGCCGAAGUCCGCGCCGUCGUCGACAACCACGACGACCCAAGCAUGCCCGUCUCGACACUCCGUGCCUGGUUCAUCGGCAUUCUACUGGCUGUCGCAUGUGCCUUUGUCAACAUCUUCUUUGAAAUCCGCCAGCCUGCCAUCACCGUCGGCGCCAAUGUCUCCCAGCUCCUCGCCUAUCCCAUGGGCAAGUUCUGCGAGCGUGUCCUACCCAACUGGGGUUUUACACUGUUUGGUGUCCGCCACAGCCUCAAUCCAGGACCAUUCAACAAAAAGGAACACAUGCUCAUCACCAUCAUGUCCAGUAUUAGCAUCACGGGCAGCUACACCAGCUUCAUUGUCUGGAUCCAGGCUAUGCCGCAGUGGUUCAACCAGCCCUGGGCCGUCAACUUCGGCUACCAGAUCCUCAUUGCCCUCUCGACAAACUUUAUCGGUUAUAGUCUGGCGGGCAUUACUCGCCGCUUUCUUGUUUACCCGGCCCAUUGUGCCUGGCCGCAGUCUCUGGUGACUAUUGCCGUCAAUGCGUCUUUCCACUCUGAUGGUAACCCGCCUGUCCUUGGGCCCUUCAAGUCUCUCUGGAAGCUAAGCCGUCUGCGCUUCUUCAUGUACAUCUCCAUUGCCAUGUUUUUCUACUUUUGGAUCCCCAACUUCCUCUUUAUGGGUCUCAGCAUCUUUAGCUGGAUGACCUGGAUCGACCCCAACAAUAGAACACUGGCUACCAUUGUCGGUAUGCAGAGUGGUCUUGGUCUCAACCCGUUGCCUACCUUUGACUGGAACGUCCUCGUCUUCUUUGCAGACCCGCUAGCUAUUCCCUUCUUUUCCACCUUUAACAUCUUCCUCGGCACCCUGCUUACUCUGCCGGUCAUUGCUGCCGUCUACUUUACAAACACCUUUUACACGGCCUACAUUCCCAUUAUCUCCAACGAGCCCUGGGAUAACAUGGCUCAGCCAUACAACGUCACGGCCGUUGUCACGGAGCAUGGCAUCCUCGACACUGAAAAGUACCAGCAGUACUCCCCGCCCUAUCUGUCUGCUGGCAGUGUUGUAGUGUACAUCUCCUUCUUUGCCAUGUACGCUGCCGCCCUCACCCACGGCUUCCUCUACUCGUAUCCCGAGAUCCGCAUGGGCGUCUUGGAGCUCUGGAACAGCUUCCGCAAAAAGGACGACGUCGAGAACGACCGCGUGCUCGAUAUCCACAACCGUCUCAUGCAAUCGUACAAAGAAGUCCCCGAAUGGUGGUACAUGGUUGUUCUUGUCAUGUCCGUGGCUGUUGGCUGUGCCGGUCUUGCAAGUUAUCCCACUUACACAUCGCCCGCUGUCGUCAUAUACGGCUUGAUUCUGUGUCUCAUCUUCCUCAUCCCCACGGGCAUCAUCUUUGCCAUGACCGGAGUCCAGAUUGCCCUUGAUGUCAUUGCCGAGUUCAUCGGAGGCUCCUUUUUCCAGGGCAACGCCAUUGCCACCUGCUUCUUCCAGACAUAUGCCAUGGUCACAAGUACCCAGGCCCAGGCCUUUGCAAAGGACUUGAAGCUAGCCCAUUACAUCAAGAUCCCGCCCCGAGUCACCUUCUUUGCACAAAUGGUGCCUACGCUCGCCACCACCUUCGUAGCCGUCGGCAUCUUACACUACCAAAUCACCAUUGAAAACGUGUGCACCGAGCAGGCUGCCUUCCGCUUCUACUGCCCGAGCGAGACUAUCUUCUACUCGGCUGCCGUUAUUUGGGGCACUGUUGGACCGAAGCGCCUUUGGGGUCCCGGUGGUCAGUAUACCAUUACGCUCAUUGGAUUCCCCAUUGGUGUCCUGACCGUCGUCACCUUCUGGUAUCUCGGCAAAAAGUAUCCCAACAACCCCAUCAUUCGCAAGGUCCAUCCCGUUGUUCUCAUGUACGGCGGCACAACUUGGGUCCCAUACAACAUGAGCUAUGUCUGGCCCGCCGUGCCUGUCGCCUGGAUGUCUUGGGUAUAUCUGCGAUCCCGCUUCCUCGGACUAUGGUCCAAGUACAACUUUGUCCUUACGGCGGCUCUGUCGUGUGGCAUUGCCAUCUCUGGUGUUGUGCAAUUCUUUGCCCUCGCUUACAACGACAUUGAGCUCGACUGGUGGGGAAACAAUGUCGUUGGCCAGGGAUGUGAAGAUGGUAAAUCGUGCGUCCUCAAGACGCUGGCUACGGGCGAGCGCUUUGGUCCGGCUCCGGGAACGUACAAUUUGUAGUAUGACGAGGGAAGAACAGACUGAAGGAGAAUAUGAAAUUGUUACGAAAAUAACAUGACAUUUGACUGAUAUACAAAGCAUAAAUACAUAUUCAUUAAACGACGAGUUGUUGGAAUUUACAAUCCCAGCCUGCCUUUCAUCACGUUGUAAUCAUCCACACAAACGGCGCCAGUCCAAUACCCAGGAUGAGAAUAGUAAUAAUACCCGCUCCCGCCUUGGAGGCCGUGGUAAUCGGGACCUGCGUCUUCUUGGGAGCAAUAGCGUCGGGGUUCUCACCCUUGCCACCGCUCUGGACCGUCAAGGGCAUCUUGGCAUUGUCCACCAGCAAAGCCGAAACCGCGCCAAACACAUUCAUCGUCUCGCAGGCGCCCGUUGUUCCGGGAGCACUGUUGUUCGGUCCAGGUUGUUCGGGGUCAACGUACACGCCCUUCUUCCAGUACAUGCCACACUUGCGGCCGCUGGCUCCACCAGUGCAUUGUUUGAUGCCUUGGUUGAUGGACGUUUUGAGAACAGCACGAAUCUUGUCGCGGCUGCCUUCUACAAGCUGCGACGCGACAGCAAGCCAUCUGUGUUGGUAGCCUAGUGAGACAAGGUGUUAGUUAUUUGGACUUUAAAUCUUACUCUAGACGUAUACGUCAGCGCUUACCCUUGAAGCACUUUUGAUCUGUAGUGCAAAUUUCGUUGUUUUCACAACUCGUCUCGAAAGCAAUAUUGUUGGGAAAGUUAUGUUCCAAGAACUUGGCGAGCAACUUAUCAAAGCGGUCGCCCCAUUUCUGAUCCUUGGUCUAGAGACGGUUGUUAGCUGGUACAAGUCCGUUGAUAUAACAAAAACAAAGUGCGUACGUAGUUGUAUAAGAAAGCGCAGGCUUCGAUGAGGAGGCCAGCGUUGGCAGAAAAGACUUGCUUCACAACAUCACCACAGGCCUUGGACUGGACACCAUCGUAGACAAACCAGCUGUCGUGGUCAAUCAGGUUGUGAUCCCACAUCCAGUUCCAAGCCAUCUCGGCACCGUCCAUAUAGGUGUUGUUGCCAGUGUAUCUGGCCAAGCGAGCGCCGAGGUUCAUGUAUCCGGCAUUAGCAACCGUGUUCUUGUAAUCGUAACCACCGUUGGUUUGCGGGACUUGCCAAUGCAAACCUCCGUUGCAAGUGGUCAUAUCCCAUCGACCAUGCUGCAUAUUCCACGCAUUCGACGCCAGGUCCAGCCAUGACGGCUUGUCCUUGGGAGGAUCCGGGAAGCCCGUCUCGGCAGCGAGCAACGCUGACAUGGCCCAAAAAGCCUGGUCAUCGUUUCCUAGCGACAAUGUCCAGUUUCUGGGUUCGUAGUUUUGCAGCUCGCCCGACUGGUACUGCAAAGCAGCCAUGGUCAUGGGGUUGUAUGUGCUGUCGCCCGUAUAGUGCCAGUAGUCGACAAAGGUGCCAAACAUGGCACCGGCAAUAUACCAGUAGUAGUCGCCCUUUCCAUCAGCGGGAGGGCCAGGCAAGAUGCCCAGUGUCUUGCCGGGUUCCUCACCGGGGUAGUACGCCUUCAUAUCCGCCGCCAAAAGCUUGGCCGAUGCCAAGAUCUCAUCGUUGGUGCCGAGCUUGAAUUGCUGGGCUACCACGGAGCGCGACAGAGCGCCGGCUACCAGCGCCAGCGAGAGCGAUCGCAUCGUGAUGAUGAAGAAGCGAAAAGAGAGCGUGUGUGAAGAGCGUCGAGUCGAGUUGGAAUGCAGUGGUCGCACGAGAUGGUUGUGAGCGGGGGAUUAGCGCCGCCCGCGAGGGAGAAAAAAGAAAAAAAAAUAGCCGGUCGAUUCGGAGACAAGAGAAUUCGGUAGCGGAAUCGAAGAGCGAAGCCGGUCGGCGUGUCGCGGGUUGUCGGAAAACAAUGUACAGUACAAGUGGUGACAAGAAAUGAGAGUAACGAGAGUGUUUUGUUUGUGUCAAAGAUGGAAAAUGAGCGGGCGGUUCAACUCUGGCAUCAGCGGAGACGUACGAGUCCGGGGGGGUGCGAGGAUGGCCCUGUGGAUUAUAUUCAGCGUAGCCCGCCGCUAGAAAACGAGGCGAGCAGCCUGCAAAGCACGCAAGCUAGUGAC
Molecule: messenger RNA, 5283 nt
Organism: [Torrubiella] hemipterigena
Lineage: Eukaryota; Fungi; Ascomycota; Sordariomycetes; Hypocreales; Clavicipitaceae
Source: the annotation of a GenBank genome assembly